ACACUCAGUUCUGGUUUAAUUUACUGCAGUAGUGUGAAGUAGACUGUAGUGUGUUGGUGUUGGUGAAGUCGUGUUCACUACAGACACUGAAGAUGAAGCUACUUCUGAUCAUUUUCACACUAUCGUGCAUUAAGGACUCGAGAGCUCAGAUUAAACAUGUAGACUUUAAGUUAAGUGGUUGCACUGAAUCAGAUAAAGAGAGUUUGAUGGAACAUGAUGAUGAGGAAAUAUUUCACUCCGAUUUUAAAAAACAAGAUCUGGAGAUGAUGUUACCUGAGUUUGCAGACCCUAUACAGUGGCCUGGUUUUUAUGAGCACAGUGUCUCAGAGCAAGAACUCUGUAAACAAAACCUUGAUAUAUUUGCAAAAGCCUACAAAAACCCUCCAGAAGCUCUGGAUGCCCCACAGAACUCCAUCUAUCCCAGAGAUAAUGUGCAACUCGGUUCAGAAAGCACACUCACCUGUCACUCAGCACGUUUCUUCCCUCCUCCUGUCCAUAUCCACUGGACCAAGAAUGGUGAAGAUGUGACGGACAAAUCCACACUCAGUCAGUACUACCCGAAUGAGGACAACACCUACAACCAGUUCUCUCACCUGUCCUUCACCCCACAGGAAGGAGACAUUUACACCUGCACAGUGGAGCACAAGGCGCUGGGUUCAGCUGACACCAGGACAUGGGAGGUGAAUGUUGAACUUCCCAGUGUUGGUCCGUCUGUGUUUUGUGGUGUUGGUCUGUUUGUAGGUUUGCUCGGAGUCGCUACUGGAACUUUCUUCCUGGUUAAAGGAAACCAGUGUAACUGAAGAUUAGAGCACAAUAAUUUCCUGCUGAACAACAACAACAGUCUCAUUAAAGUUCUGUAAUGUUCCUGAACUGUAUAUAAUAAAAUGUUCAACAGCAAAUCAGUGAAAAAAAUUAUAGCAUGUGUAAUGACUUAAAAAGUUAUCAGAUAUCACAGCACUUUUACUGAUUAUAUACUUUUAUUUCUAAAUAUAUAUAUUGAGUACAUUUUUAUUCAUUUUAUUUGUUUUUCCUCACACGGGCCUUUUACGUUAUUAGUGAAUCAGUGUGAAAAAAGUUCGAAACAAGUUUUUCAUGCUGGAUAAAUCAAUAAAGCCAUUUAAAAUCUUAA
Tachysurus fulvidraco (yellow catfish) is the source of this 1129-nucleotide messenger RNA. RefSeq names its product H-2 class II histocompatibility antigen, A-U alpha chain-like. Bases 93 to 800 code for a protein of 235 amino acids. Lineage: Eukaryota; Metazoa; Chordata; Actinopteri; Siluriformes; Bagridae. The transcript has 4 exons. Gene Ontology annotation, biological process: immune response; peptide antigen assembly with MHC class II protein complex; immunoglobulin production involved in immunoglobulin-mediated immune response. Gene Ontology annotation, cellular component: MHC class II protein complex; membrane. Gene Ontology annotation, molecular function: MHC class II protein complex binding. The record is from RefSeq and is a predicted model, not a curated record.